UCGGCCUCGAGCCCGCAACGAGUGAAGUUGUGUGAGGUGUAGUCAAGUGCGCGGUGUUGAACCCCCGACGUUUCUAACUGAAAACUGAGCCAGAGCAUGUCCUGACAAGUGGAGGAAGCUGUUAGCAGGUUGCGGGGAAAGAUCCAAGGGGAUUGUCGGAUAGAUAAGGAUUCUUCUCCAAAAUGGCGGGGGGUCAACAGCAGCAAGAACAGUACACGGUACCACAGUUGGCAAGAAUAUUUCACAACCUCCCUCACCUCAACGUGUCUCUUCAUUCCGUGAACAACACUUUCAAUCCACACUCGGAAAUUUAUCUCGAGAGCUUGGGCAUACUGGGCAGUAUCCCGGCAGCUUGGCUUAUUCUCACCCUUCUGGUCCUGCUGGUUUAUCUCGUGACGAGAUGCUGCGAUCGGAAACCAAGACCAAGGAGAUCCAUCGCUCUGUUGAAGUGUUCGCUCGCCAUACUGGCUCUGUUGUGCUGCGGCGCCGUUGCCGUUGGUCUCUACGGGAACGACGACCUCCACAAUGGAUUGAUACAGCUUAUUUCGGCGGCGAAACACGUCGACGGUAUUAUUAUGUCAAUAAGAAAUCAGACUGGCACGAUAGAGGCAACGCUCAAGCAGAAAAUUCAGGUCCAGCUAACAGCUCUCGAAGACGCCUUCGACGAACCGACGAGCAACAAAACCAUGCUGGCAGCUUUGCUCGCCGCCUUGACUAGCAUGAAACUGAAUACAAGCGUCGCCGCUAACCGGAGCAUCGAGAUGAGGAGACCACUGAGUGGAAUUGGCUUGGCUGGUGCCAUUGGAAUGGGGGAGAAAAUCGAGCAGUUAAGGUGGCCGGUUACCAUGGCUGUUCUCAGCGCCCUUCUUGUUCUCUGCGUUGUUUUACUCGUCGGCGUAGCUCGUCACUCUCGAUGCGCCCUGAUCACCUUUUCCGUGUUUGGUUUGUUCGCCGUGAUAGUCUCGUGGCUAAUGGCCUCCCUUUAUCUGGCGACCUCGGUAGCUCUAGGAGAUCUCUGCGUGUCUCCGGACGAUUACUUGACAAGGGCGGUACCCUCGACACUGGCUUCCGAGGUCCUGUCUUACUACACCCACUGCGAAAGUACUCGGAGUAAUCCCUUCACCCAGAGACUGCGGGACGGUCAACGAGCCGCCGUUAACAUGCGGCUGAAUUUGAAUAUCGUUACACGAUUAGCCGACGACUUGUUCAAGAGUCAACAGCUCCAACCGAGGCUCAGCAGCCUCAUGACCGACGUAAAUACCGUCGAUCGUCUAAUGUCGAAUCUCGCUACUAUCCUCGACUGCAAACCUCUGCACAAGCAAUAUGUUAACGCUGCGAAAAGUCUUUGCCACUUAGGAUUAUACGGGCUGACGUUCAUGCUGCUUGCGAGUCUUGCUGCCGGAUUGUUUUUCACUGUCCUCGUUUGGGUCGAUUCGCACACGUGGAUUUACAUACGGAAACGACGCGACUAUCAUCAAGUGGACGAACAGGAUCCGUUCCUACCUCCGUCGGCGGCUUCGCAGGCUAUCGCAGCACGCACUCUUCGUGGCCAAGGGUCGUACCCGCCUACAGCCCCUCCUAGUAUUCAAAUUGGCAACAAAAAUGCUAUUAAGCAGCCCUUGUUGCUCACGCCUCCCCCGCCGUCCUACGCAACAGCUACUGCUCGAGCACGUCAACUGCACGAGAGCAUGCUCAAAGGUGGGGGUGUCAACGGGGGAGGAGCCGGGGACAUUAAAUCGGCUCAGCAUAAUCAGCAAUCGGCAAGUGGACGGGCUGAGCACCACAGGGCUGGGCUCGGAGACCAACCUGGCCAGUACGCGACUUUAAGCAAACAGUGCAAAACCCUUGAAUCUAGUGAUUUCUACUGAGGGCACGCCCCCUCGGGACCUGGUAGAGAACCGCCCUGGACGCCAACCGUCGCGUCUUUCACCGGGACUCUGUCGCACAAUAAUUCGCACGGCCCAGCUCAUCUAGCCACUUUCCAAGACUCUAGAAAAACGCAGACCCUUGAUCCGAAGAACCUGGCCAAUCUGAAACGCGGUCCAACUCCGGCGUGGAAUCAGAACCGACCGUUACCGCCUAAUCCAUCCCAGCCUUCCUGGGAGUUCGAGUCACGUUCGCAGUCGAACAUGAAUCAGUUCAGAUCCCUGGUUAGAAACAAAGCUCCUAAUAUCAGAAUACAAGAUCAGAUGCAGGAUCAGGUUCGUACUUUGGACCGUAAUUUUUCGAGGGGUCAGUUUAAUAACGGUGGACAAAACAACGCGGUACCGAACAUGUAUGGAACAUACAACAGGGCUCAAGCUAGGCAGGAAAAACCCGUUCCCACUUUGAGUCAGGUACAAGGCAGCGAUCCCAAUUUAUAUGCCGUUACCGAAUUGUAAUUGGGAGAAUUUCGUGGGUGUAACGAUCGAUUUGACGAUAGUUGAUUGGAUUGUAGAGUAAAACUUUCGAAGAAACUGAAACAAAAUUUCUCUAUUGAGAAUAAGAAAUUGAAUACAGCUCACGAUCGACAAAUACUGUAUGUGUAUGUGUUACGAACGUGUGCGUGUGUGUGUGCGUGUGUGUGUCUGCGCGUAUGUGAAAAUAUCAAGAAACAUAAUCAAAACAAUCUUCUUGUAUCUCAUUAAAUAACGAAUCAUCGGUAAUACAAUUAAAUAAUUGAAACGAUUUUAAACGCACAUACCGGUUAAAGUUUAAUAAACGGUUUGUCAUACACUCAAUACAAAAUACGUACAUAUAAAUGGGUCGAUGAAUUCGGUAAGGACAAGCAGAUAAAAUAAUACACAUGUUACUUUUCACGGUAAACAAAUGAAUACUAUGUAAUCGGCAAACUGAUAUGGGAGUGAUUUUAACGUUUGAUCGCUUGAAGUACUAUACGGUGAUAUCUCUGGAGUCUUCGGAUUACGUAAUCUAGGCAUAGGAUAUGCGAUUUAUUGAGCGGCGGGGGUUUAUUUCGAGUUGUGAAAUCGUCGUGACGACGAUAGCGUAACGAUAAUGAGGGGGCGAAAAAAUCUUGGAUCUAAUUAUGUGAAAAUAGGUUGGUUAAGUCAUUGGUGAAAGCUUGAUCGAAUAUCAAUAUUGAGAAAAAACCGUUUAACCGUCAGUGGACGGAAAAUGGUAAAAAUACUCAGUGUUCCCGUAUAGAAGAAUCUGGUUGUAGUAGAUUUUAUGGUAUGUUACGUUAUACCGGAGUUAGUGAAACGGACGUUGGAAUUUGCAUGCGUUGGUUUUUGGCGUUCUAUCAGUUCGGAUUCAAAUUUAUACAUAGGUUAUUUUCACGAAAGAUUUCACGCAAACCUACAUAUUUAUAUAUUUCAAAUUAUUAAUCACGUAGAUCACUGAAUAUAUAUAUAUAUAUACAUAUGUAUGUAUGGUAUGUGAUUGGUAAUAUUACGAUUGCACAUUGAUCGGAGUUUGAUUUUUAUUAGUAAUAAGAAAAAAAAAAUAAGAAUGCUCAUUUUCUAAUGAACUGUUGCUAAGAAAAUGUACGUGUAUUUAUACUCCACAAAAGACAUAAUUAUUAUUGAUGACGAGACGUCAUUGUUUUAAUGCAUUUAAAUAUCUUUCGACAAAAAAAUGAAACA
This is a messenger RNA of Neodiprion virginianus, 3584 nucleotides long. It is a transcript of the gene tty, whose product is annotated as protein tweety. The coding region runs from base 183 to 1868 and encodes 561 amino acids. Lineage: Eukaryota; Metazoa; Arthropoda; Insecta; Hymenoptera; Diprionidae. Gene Ontology annotation, cellular component: plasma membrane. The record is from RefSeq and is a predicted model, not a curated record. The transcript has 9 exons. Gene Ontology annotation, molecular function: volume-sensitive chloride channel activity; intracellularly calcium-gated chloride channel activity.